AUGCACAUAGUGAGGCCUGUGUUGGAAACUGGAUAUGAGAAUCUGCUACUUGUGAGGUUGCUGCUGGAGGCGAGAAUACCUUCUAUACGAAAGUCAUCGGUCGCGGAAGGGAUUAUAGUGGAGGGGAUAUUGGAGAAGUGGUCAGAGCUGAAGCCUGUGAAUAUGGAAGAGUGGGGUGAGGAGAGGAAUGCUCUUAUUAAUCUUUUUGGGAAGGUCAGGGAUGAGUGGAUGGAUGAGGACCUAACAACUUGGAUUGGUGCAAAUAGAUUAUAUCCAGGUGUUCCUGAUGCUAUAAAAUUUGCAAGCUCAACCAUAUACAUUGUCACCACAAAACAGAGCCGAUUUGCUGAUGCUUUACUGCGAGAACUUGCAGGAGUUACAAUACCGCCUGAAAGAAUAUUUGGUCUUGGAAGUGGUCCCAAGGUAGACGUAUUGAAGCAGCUUCAAAAGAAACCAGAUCAUCGGGGGCUGAAACUGCACUUUGUCGAAGAUCGACUGGCAACCCUAAAGAAUGUGAUCAAAGAACCUGAAUUGGAUGGUUGGAAUUUGUAUCUAGGUGAUUGGGGGUACAAUUCACAGAAGGAGAGGGAGGAGGCAGCUACAAUUCCCAGGAUUCGGAUCCUUGAGCUUUCUGACUUCAGUAAGAAGUUGAAGUAG
This is a messenger RNA of Prunus armeniaca (apricot), 657 nucleotides long. NCBI's taxonomy places the organism in Eukaryota, Viridiplantae, Streptophyta, Magnoliopsida, Rosales, Rosaceae. The record is from the annotation of a GenBank genome assembly.